Liolophura sinensis is the source of this 1002-nucleotide messenger RNA. RefSeq names its product beta-1,3-galactosyltransferase 5-like. Gene Ontology annotation, molecular function: hexosyltransferase activity. Gene Ontology annotation, biological process: protein O-linked glycosylation. The record is from RefSeq and is a predicted model, not a curated record. The coding region runs from base 1 to 1002 and encodes 333 amino acids. The transcript has 2 exons. NCBI's taxonomy places the organism in Eukaryota, Metazoa, Mollusca, Polyplacophora, Chitonida, Chitonidae. Gene Ontology annotation, cellular component: Golgi membrane.
AUGAAUCCGAUACGGUUUUCCAUGGGAUACUUCGUGGUGGUGUUGUUGUUUUCCCUACUACUGACAAUUUACUCCGUCUGGUGGAGCGCUCUUCCCUGGCGUCAUUCUAUAGGCACCAAUACCAACAUUGUCAUUAACAAGCGAGCAAUAGCCACGACUUUUGUCAACACAGUGAUGCCAAUGACAACGCCUUUAGUGACGCUACCCGAACAGUCCGCAAACUUUACCGACUACGUCUUGAAAUUGAGGCAGGACAUUAUCAAACACCAAGCUCUGGAUCCUUACUUCAUUCCCAGAGAUCACAAAGUUAACCCUUAUAACUACUCAUUUCUGAUUGACGGUCGGGAAAUAUGUCAAGGUGAUCCUCCGUUUCUACUGAUUGUCGUACCGUCUGUGUUUGACCACCAGGAAGAACGCUGGGUUAUUCGGGAAACUUGGGGAAGUGUGACCAAAAUUGGUCAGUGGGCUGACGGCACGAAACUACCAGUGAUAAAACUUAUGUUUUUAUUUGGAAUGACUUCUAAUAAGAAUAUUUUUGGAAAACUGGAGAAUGAAAGCAUGGAAUAUGGAGACGUUGUCUUGGCCGAUUUCGUGGACAGUUACAAAAACCUAACCAUCAAAUCCAUGUCAGCUCUGUACUGGACCAUCCGAUACUGUCCUGACGCAAAAUAUUUGCUAAAGAACGACGAAGACACCAUAGUCCAUCUUCCCCGGCUUCUACACGUCUUGAACAAAAGUUCGACAAACUCUGUAUUUGGAUUUGCGCGGCAAGGUGCUCGAGUAUUUAGGGGCAAGGUGUUUAAAUGGGGUGUGUCAAAAGAGGAAUACCCAGGCGAUGUAUAUCCGCCAUACAUCUAUGGUAACCAUUACAUCAUUCCGAACAAUCUGAUUGGGAAGUUAUUCUACCUGUCGGAGUACAUUCCGUAUUUAUCUAUGGAGGACGUGUUUAUUACUGUAUGUCUAGAACGAGUUUCUUGCACAUGUAUUAAGCCCCUGACAUAG